GUUAUUUUAAAUGCGUUGCACUGGACACUAGAGGGUCAUUGUCCUUGUUUGGCAGUUUGCGGCGAAAGGGAAUUUUGUUGACAAGCAUCGACAGGCAUGGCUUCCCUGCUACAGUUUCUCCAUCUUCUUUACCAAUGGCAAUGGUUACCCCUUUUGACAGUUCUAUUUAUAAUCUACUCCACAUACUACUUGUUUCACGUCGUUCAGAAACCGCGUUUGAUUGGCAAGAAAGGUCGUUUGCAGCAGUUCAUUCUGCAAAGUUGUCCGAUUGUGAGCGAACAAUAUUGGCCAACCUUUUGGUGCUUCGGUGCAAGAGCUCAAACAGUAAUAAGGGCCUUGAUCCGAUCUAGGCCAUCAGUCCCUUUUCGAAGGGAGACUCUAGUGACCCCAGAUGGUGGAAUUGUUUGCCUGGAUUGGUUUGAUAAUGAUGAUAGUACUAUUUAUAAGGAUGCAGCAUCCAGACCUACUGUCUUAGUACUUCCUGGUUUGACCGGUGGGAGUGAGACAAGCUACUGCAGACACUUGGUGUUACUUGGAGAAAAACUUGGAGUUAGGACUAUUGUUGCCAAUCACAGAGGAUUUGGUGCCUCUCAAUUGAAGACUCCACGUACCUUCUGUGCUGCUAACACUGAAGACCUGAAGUUUGUCCUGUCACAUAUCCAUGGAAUCUAUCCCGAGUCGCCAAUUUUGGCCAUGGGAGUUUCAAUGGGCGGAAUGAUAAUGCUUCACUAUGUUAAUGAAAUGAGAGAAGAGGACAGGUAUGGUCUUGUUGCUGUCAUGGCUGUCUCUGUUCCAUGGGAUUGCAUGGAGUCCUGUUAUUCGCUUGAAGAACCAAUUAAUUGUUUCCUCUUCAACAAGCACCUGACAAAAAAUCUCGUCCACAUGUUGUACAGGAAUCUUGAAAUGUUUGAAAGGCAUGUUGGAAAACUUCCAUUAGAUAUUCACCAUGCAUUAAAGGGAUUUCAAAGUUUUGACAUUGAGCUUUACGGAUCUUAA
Stylophora pistillata is the source of this 996-nucleotide messenger RNA. Its product is annotated as phospholipase ABHD3. Gene Ontology annotation, molecular function: monoacylglycerol lipase activity; acetylesterase activity. NCBI's taxonomy places the organism in Eukaryota, Metazoa, Cnidaria, Anthozoa, Scleractinia, Pocilloporidae. Gene Ontology annotation, biological process: medium-chain fatty acid catabolic process; medium-chain fatty acid biosynthetic process. The record is from RefSeq and is a predicted model, not a curated record.